Cydia fagiglandana is the source of this 774-nucleotide messenger RNA. It is a transcript of the gene ATPsynD, whose product is annotated as ATP synthase subunit d, mitochondrial. NCBI's taxonomy places the organism in Eukaryota, Metazoa, Arthropoda, Insecta, Lepidoptera, Tortricidae. Gene Ontology annotation, biological process: proton motive force-driven ATP synthesis. The record is from RefSeq and is a predicted model, not a curated record. The transcript is spliced from 3 exons. Bases 88 to 612 code for a protein of 174 amino acids. Gene Ontology annotation, molecular function: proton-transporting ATP synthase activity, rotational mechanism.
UGGUAACUUGAACUUGACGUCUUUGACUUCUGUCUGUUCCGUUCUGGGUGUAAUUUUCUGCUGAUUGUUUUAUAAAAUCGCCGAAAUAUGGCGAAAAGAAUCGCGCAGAGCAACAUUUCCUGGGCUGCUUUGGCCGAGAGAGUCCCGGCGGAGCAGAGGACCAACCUCGCCGCCUUCAAAAUCAAAUCCGAUGGUUACCUUCGAAGGGUGCUAGCGAAUCCCCCGGAGCCUCCGAAGAUCAAUUGGGCCCUGUAUAAGCAAACAGUGCCUAUCCCCGGUAUGGUGGAGAACUUCCAGAAGCAGUAUGAAGCUCUGAAGAUCCCGUACCCCGCGGACACGCUGACCGCGAAGGUGGACGCGCAAUGGGCUGAGGUCAAGAAGGCUGUGGAUGCCUUCGUUGCGGCAUCCAACGCAAACAUUUCGAACUACCAGAAGGAAAUCAACGAGACCAAGGCCCUCCUGCCCUACGACCAGAUGACCAUGGAAGACUACAAGGACGCCUAUCCCCAGGACGCCAUCGACCCGAUCAACAAGCCCACCUUCUGGCCCCACAACCCCGAGGAACAGCUCGACUAUGUUGACCCCAACAAACCCGCUGGUGGUCACCACUAAACCAAUAUUCAAUAACGGAGCUCUCUCGUUCAUAGAAUCGGUAUGGAUGACUGAACUCUGUUCUGGGCGUCAUUUUGGCAUCAAUUUGGUGGCUGAUGAUGCCAAAAUGAUUUAGUCAACAUCUGUAUAAUUUAUGUAGGAAUAAAUGAUUAUGAUCAACUU